Messenger RNA from Sipha flava (yellow sugarcane aphid), 2248 nucleotides. RefSeq names its product tigger transposable element-derived protein 4-like. Gene Ontology annotation, molecular function: DNA binding. Bases 695 to 2215 code for a protein of 506 amino acids. The record is from RefSeq and is a predicted model, not a curated record. Gene Ontology annotation, cellular component: nucleus. The transcript has 2 exons. Lineage: Eukaryota; Metazoa; Arthropoda; Insecta; Hemiptera; Aphididae.
UUCCAAAAACAGCCGGGCGUACGUGAUCGCGAAUCUUUCAACGAAUCACGAGGGAAACGUGACGUUGGCCAACGAGAUGAUCCAGAAAGCAUGCGUGAGCCAUUUAUACAUACAUACAUAAAUACGACGAGUAUAUUAUUCUGUUUUCUAAUACACAAAAUAAUUCUUAACGUGCAUGCCGUCGGUGUUGCGCGCGACGUUGUCCGUCCGUUCGUCGUACAAAAAUACUCGCGGCGUGUACGAUGUUAAUUUGUACGUGCUCGACAACUUCUUUCCCAGUACAUGUUUUUCGUAUCCUCUAAUCCGGCACCGCAACAUCGCAAGUGCAUUGGGGUUGCAAUCAUUCUGUAUUCGUUAGACGCGCGUAUAAUAGUACAUUAUAUCUCGUACAGAUACACAUGAAUCUUAUGUCUGGCAAACUACUCGCAUUUCCGCGGAAAAUGUAUUUCGUAGUGGCGAACGCGUUUAAUUAAUUAUUUAUUUUUUUCUGUUAGCCAUCUGCAAAUGUGCUCUAAACUGCUGUUUUCUCUGUAAAAGUACUGCGCCCGACGUGCGUUGCUGCAGUGCACCCGUAAAGAGUUUUUAUCGUUUUUUGCAGUGUUCGUUGUCUCGUCGUUACCGGUUAUUCGCGCAUCGUGCGGUUGUGAAAUAGGGAUUUAUUUUAUUUUACUGGUCUUACACACGCACUAACGAUAUGUCGAAACGUAAACUAAAAAUUUUAACGAUCGCGGAAAAAGUAAACGUCAUCAACAUGGUGGAACGCAGUGGCAAGAAGAACUACGAAGUCGCUUACGAGUUUGGCAUACCGAGUUCCACGUUGUCAACAAUUUUAAAAAACAAAACUAAAAUCUUGACGAAUUUCAAACUGCAACCAAGCCGGAAAAAAAUGAAGCUCUCGGAAUUCCCGAAUCUUGAUUCUAGCUUGUUGAAAUGGUUCAUUCAGUGCAAGGACAGCAACGCGCCUAUCAGCGGACCCAUAUUGAAAGAAAAAGCCGACGUGUUUGCAAAGUCACUGGGAUACUUUAAUUUCAAAAACAGCACUGGUUGGCUGGACAAGUGGAAGAAACGAAACAAUAUUGUACUACGGAAACCUUAUGGUGAACGCGCACAGCCGACCGUUAAAGAUCAACAUGUCACGGUAUGGAAGAAUUAUCUUUCAAGUGACGUAUGCAAGGAUUAUUCACCCGACGACAUCUUCAGCGCGAACGAAACUGGAAUCUUUUUUAAACAUCUUCCGGACUGCAUUAAUACAGGUCUGGUUCGAGAAGACUGCAGUGGUGGUGAACAGAGCAAAGAACGCAUUACGGUCCUUUUGUGCACGAACAUGAGCGGUACCGAAAAACUAACACCACUUAUCAUCGGAAAUUCUUCGAAACCGAGAUGUUUUGAAGGUAUAAAAUCUUUACCGGUCGAUUAUGAAUCGAAUCCAAAAUCAUGGAUGACCUCUUCGCUAUGGAACAAAUGGCUUGAAAAAUUUGAUAAAAAAAUAUGUAUGGAAAAUCGUAAAAUUAUAUUAUUUAUUGAUAAUUGCACAGUUCAUGCCAUCGUCCCGAAUUUAAAAGCUAUCACUAUCAAGUUUUUACCAACGAACGUAUCUAUAAAGCUUCAACCACUUGAUUUAGGUAUAAUCGAAAACUUUAAAGUAUUUUACAGAAAAGAAAUAAUACAGAAAAUUAUUUCAAGUAUUGAACUUCAACAGACGUUUUUAAUUGAUUUAUUACAAGCUGUAAGAAUAAUUGAUAAAGCAUGGAGACAAAUCACUACAGAAAUUAUAAUAAAUUGUUUUAAGAAAGCAGGGUUUUCAACCUUGAGUACUAUGACUCAAACGACUUCCAACGAAAAAUCUCAAUACGAAAAAAAUAUCCCAGAAUGGUCUUACAUUUCGGAUCGAUUCAGCUUAAAACCAGAAGACACAUUUAAUAAGUAUGUCAAAAUAGACGAAAACCUCCCAAUAUGUGGUGACUUAACUGAUUCUGAAAUUGUGUCUGAGGCAACGGGAAUAUCAGUGUUAGAAAAUGAUACGAGUAACAAUGAUGGAGAUGAAUGUACAACUUUAAAAUCAGUUACAAUCAAUGAAGCGAAAAAAGCACUGGAAGUUAUACGAAAUUUCAUUGAAAUAACAGAAGGAAUGAAUAAAGUUCAUUUUAUAGCAUUGGGAACUAUAGAAGAUGCGAUGGAUAAAAUAAAACGUUCCACAGAUAUGCAUAAGAUAUAAUAAUUAUUAAAAAGGAAUUGUGAAUAAUUUUAU